AUGAAGCAGCGUGCUCAUGGUGAAGUUGCAAGGGUGGAGGAGGAGGUGUGCAAGUACAAGUACCCAGACAGGUGGAGUCAGCCAGGCUCCGCCUCGCGCACAAAGCAAGAUAUCAUGCCUCACUUCCUCAAGCUACUGGACCAUAGCAGACGCAACAGGCGAACUGUCGGUCUAGCGAACUCAGCGCUGCACGUACUGGAAAUCAGCAGCGGAUUUGGCGAACACAUUUGUCACUUUGCUCAUCAGUCUCAACUGCCUGAUGCGGCUUCCACAGCAGCGGUGCAUCAUGAUGCAAGCCGGCACACCACCUUUCAACCCACAGAGGCGGACGAGUACUUGUGUCAAAGCAUCGACAGGCUCGUCGAGCAAUCCCGCACCUCGAACAUCUUCCCAGCCAUUCAGUUGGAACUGACAAAUGCGACGGAAUGGGCUCAGUUGCGCAACGCCACGACACAAAGACGAAAGGGCGAGGCUGCCGAGACUGGUCUCGCAUUGUUCGAUAUAGUCCUGUGCUUCAACAUCAUCCACAUCGCUCCUUGGCAUGUAGCUGAAAGCAUCUUCGCUCAGCUCGGCCAGGAAAUCUCUUCCGACUCCGUGUCGUUCGGCUCGGGAACACAUCAGCAACCGAUGCCCAAGUCAUUCCUCGCACCCGGCGGACUUCUGGUUCUGUAUGGCGCGUUCAAGGAAAACGGCAAACACACGAGCGAAGGUAAUUCUCAGGUACGUCACGCCUCGUUGGCAUACACGAUCCGUGCAAAAAGCACUCGACCGAUGCUCUCGUCACCAUGAUGCCCCGAACGGCAGAUUGUCAACGAUUCGCUGCCGCAAGCUGACCCGAGCUCUCUACCCAACUCUGGCGUGCGCGUAGUUCGAUCAAGUGCUCAAAGGUCGGAAUACAGACUACGGUCUACGAGAUCUUACGCUCGAAGUUGUUCCGCUCGCCUCGUCCAAUGGCUUCGAGCUCAUUCAGACCACCUCCCUUCGUGCGGGCAAUGUGAGUCCAAACGAUCUCAGCAACAGACAUGCGAUCCAGGGCUCGGCCCAAGUUGACUAGUGGCAUCUCGUCGCUCAAUCUCCGCAUCGCAUCAAAAAGUUGCUUCUCGUCUUUCGCAAGAAGUUGGAAGAUGGUCGUGCCUACGCGACCAGAUGA
Messenger RNA from Ceraceosorus bombacis, 1150 nucleotides. The record is from the annotation of a GenBank genome assembly. Lineage: Eukaryota; Fungi; Basidiomycota; Exobasidiomycetes; Ceraceosorales; Ceraceosoraceae.